GUUGUUCUCUAUCUUCUCCUUAACAGGUGCACUUGACUGAGAGAGAAAGGCAGAAACUGCAGGUGUGGUCUCGAAUUAUGCCUUACAGAGAAUCCUUCACCUGGGUUAUUGUUCCUUUAUUUGAUAAUAGCAUUGGUGGAGCUUCUGGUGGAUCUGCUUCUCCUAGUUGCCAUCUUGCUGCCAGCAGGUCUGGGUCUAGUUCCCAUGGGGGUGUCCUUGAGUCUGUUGCAAAGAUUACAUUAGAUGGGAAGAUGAGUUAUUCAAGCGGAAGCUCUAUUGUUGUUGAAAUAUCUAACUUGCAUAAAGUGAAAGAAAGGUAUACUGAGGAGUCACUUCAGGUAUGUUCAUGGAGUCAUCCUGUGCCAAUGCCAAUAGGAGAAGAUGAGGACGAGGUAGAGGGUAGGGGAGGCUAUGGAAAAUGGGCUUUCUUAACCUUAGAAGAUGUGGUUGAGGAGAUCAUUGGAGAAAUCUUGGAUGAAAAUGAUUCAAAGGAACAUCAGUGUGAGACCGUAUCUGGUUUUGUAUGCGAAGUAUUUGGAUACAUCCCUGGGGCUGGUGAGAGCAUCAAAGUUUCCUCAAAAGGGAUAAUCAAGAUGAAGAUGGAUCUGGUUAUCAAGAUUUAAAGGAAAGGCAUCAAAUAUAUAGACUUGAGGUAGGGUAAAAGAAUCGAAUGGAUUUCAGUAGAAAAAACUAAGAAAAUGAAUGUAGUUAGCAAUCAUGCAAUCUCUUGACUCUCUUCCACAUAUAACUUUCUGAAAUCAAUGCUAUUAUGGGGGGCAUGCAUUUGUUCAUAUGGGAAUCUGCUUUUAUGUGGUUCAUCCUAUGAGAUGCUUCAUUUGGUGGCUCAGUUUGCUAAAAGAAACUUAGCAACUGAUAAUAAUAAUUCAUAUGCUUCGUUCUUGUGUAACAUUCAAGUUUAAACAUUUUUUUCUGGAAAAUAAAUUAUCCAGGUGAUA
This is a messenger RNA of Rubroshorea leprosula, 956 nucleotides long. NCBI's taxonomy places the organism in Eukaryota, Viridiplantae, Streptophyta, Magnoliopsida, Malvales, Dipterocarpaceae. The record is from the annotation of a GenBank genome assembly.